Messenger RNA from Iphiclides podalirius (scarce swallowtail), 474 nucleotides. The record is from the annotation of a GenBank genome assembly. NCBI's taxonomy places the organism in Eukaryota, Metazoa, Arthropoda, Insecta, Lepidoptera, Papilionidae.
AUGCAACAAAAUAAAACAUUCACGCUUCCCCCCACACAGAAAGUCGUCGAGGAAUUGAGCGGUCAGCUGCGGGAGGCGCGCGAGGCGUUGCGGCGCGCCUCGCCCCUCGGCGGCCCGCCCCCCGCGCGCGCCUCCCCCUCCGCGCCCUCGCCCACACAGAUGGUGCUGAGCGCGAGCGGAAGCGUGGGCAGCAGCGCGGGCGGAGGCGGCAGCGGAAGCGGGAGCGGGGGCGGGGGCGGUAGUAGCAGCAGCGGCAGCGCCUCCGAGGUGGAGGUGGGCGAGGAGGUGCGCGCCGCGUGGCUGCCGGACAGCGCGGCGCCCAGGUGCCAGCACUGCCGCAACCCCUUCUGGCUGGCGCGGCGGCGCCACCACUGCCGGCGCUGCGGCGGCAUCUUCUGCGGCUCGUGCUCGGAGAUGAGCCCGUGGGGCGAGUGCGGCGCGGUGCGCGUGUGCCGCCGCUGCCGCGCGCUGCGG